Molecule: messenger RNA, 3120 nt
Organism: Hippocampus comes (tiger tail seahorse)
Lineage: Eukaryota; Metazoa; Chordata; Actinopteri; Syngnathiformes; Syngnathidae
Gene: mych
Product: myelocytomatosis oncogene homolog
Exons: 3
Coding region: 503-1615 (370 amino acids)
Biological process (GO): regulation of DNA-templated transcription
Molecular function (GO): DNA-binding transcription factor activity; protein dimerization activity
Source: RefSeq, a predicted model, not a curated record
UUUACCGCCAUCCUUUUCCUUGAAUCACAGCUUGCGCCAGUAUCCCUACGCCGGAAUGGUGAUCUAGACCCCCUUCGCGCAAGAGAUUUCACGGUGCCGCCUCCAACCGCCAAUUUCCCGUCCGGAACCGAUGUAAAGGCCGAUUCACAUCAAUGAUUCAAAAAUCGGUCCCGGGCCGGUACGCAUUAGGUGACGUUUUGGCGCGUUUUUUUUAUCGCGGAGGGACACCGGCGAGCCGCGCCGAUAAAAACUCUGCUGCCGCGCCGGCCACACCCACUCAGUGUGCUCGCAUCCAGCCGGUCGACCGAAAAAGGUCACGGCACACCAUGCUGCCCUGUUUGCCGUCCAACUUAACAAGACAGCAGUUUCUCUUCGCCGCUAAGGAGUCGUCGUCCCCGUCGGCUACUUGCUUUACGUGGGUGGACUUUGACCUCCGUGGAUGUGGUUCUUCCACUUAGUUCAAAUCCAACAUUUUCUUUGAAAUCCCAACUGCCGUUGGAAGAUGUUGCAAAGCUUUGCCCAGUCACAGGACUGGCUCUAUUCAGAGCCACUGCUUUUCGAUGAAGAGUUCUGCCAAAUAUUGAUGAAGGACCUCCAGUCACUGCCCACUCCCCCACAGUCACCCCCCAUGAAGGCAGGCGCCACCGGUGGGGCCAAGCCCCUCUCCAGCGGCGACCAGCUGAGCUACGUGUCGGACAUCCUGCUGGAGGACUACGACAUGCACCUCAACUGGAACUGGAACUUCAUCCAUGACAAGGAGGGUGGCGGCGGGAGCGACGGAGGGGGAGGGGGGCGGCCCGGCUCCCCCGCGUUGGAGGAGGAAAGCGACGAGGACGGCCUGUGGCGCUGCCUGGCGUCGGACAAGAGCCCGGUGGAGAAGCUGGCGCCGUCCGUCCUGGGCUCCAGCCCGCUCCUGUCUGACAUGGACACCAGCAUCUUCGAGGGGCUCGCCGGCUCCACGCUGGACUGCCAGAACCUGAUGGAGGGCCGCGAGACGGCCGAGGCCACGUCCGACUACUAUUCCGCCGGAGGCGACGUGUCCGUGUACUCGUCCAGCGACUCCGAGGAAGAGAUCGACGUGGUGACGGUGGGGCGCUGCCCCUCCAGCCCGCCGUCUUCCUGCCGGCAGAAGCGGUGCGACGAAGACGAAGAUGAGGAGCGUCGCGCUCUCCGGCGCCACCACUUUGAGAUCCAGCUGCAGCAUAACUACGCCGCGCCGCGCCCGGCCUCCCCGCCUCCUUCCUCGUCCACCAAGCGCUCCCGCGGCGGCGCCCAUCACGCCUGGUCCUCGUCGUCCGCUCGCCACCAGCAAGCGUCGUGGCGGCACCCGGCCGAGACGGAGGACGAGGAGGAGCGGCGGCGCACACACAACGUGAUGGAGCGGCAGCGGCGCAACGAGCUGAAGAACUGCUUCAUGCGCCUCCGCGACAACAUCCCCGAGCUGUCGCGCAACGACAAGGCGUCCAAGGUGGUCAUCCUGAAAAAGGCCCGAGACUGCAUCCACGGCCUGGAGGACGCCGCCAGCCGGCUGCAGGUCCGCCGGGACAAAUUGCGCGCCAAGCAGGGGGAGCUCAAAGCGCGACUGCAGCACCUGCGGACGCCUGCACGCUCGUGAAAAGAGAAAAAAAAAAACACAAAAAGGCAAGGAGAGAUUUUUUUUUUUUUGGUACAAAAGAAAUGACAUUUUGCUUUCAGGAACCAGGAGGACGUUUUGACAAGUACGCACAAAGAUGGACUUCUCAGUAGACUUUAUGCUCACGGGCGCUCGCACACACACACACACACACACACACACACACACGCACGCACAUAUAUACACACACACACACACACACACACACACACAUUGCGAUGCCUUGACUGCUGACUGUUUGAAUACACGCACACGCAAGCGAGGUCAGUUCUUGUUGAUGAAACUUGAACAUGCACGACUCACAAAAAGUCGCAAUUUUGGCCGUGAGAUGUCAGAGUGAAGCAAAAUAAAAAGAGUGAGGCUGGGGGGGUCACAGAAAGGCGGAGAAAAUACUGUUGGGUGCAAAGGGGAGGGAGGUGGGGGCUUCUACCCCCCGCCCCCCUCCCAUUUCCCAUUUUGUCUUCAUCCUAAACUUUCAGCUGUAAAGGCCAAAAUUGCGUGCUUGUUGCGAGUUGUGUAUUCAGGAUGUCUUGUAGCCAUAGCAACCAGCAAUCCCUCCGCCGAUCGGCAUUUUGAUGGCCUUUAGGUCUUUUUGCAGGUUCCCAGAACUUCUUCCUUUUUAAUGUGUUUUUUGUUGUUGUAGUUUUAAAUCAGCAUCUGAUGCCUUUUGAGUAUGUCAAACUCAUUUUUGAUUGAUCAAUGUUUCAGAGUGGGGAAAUAGUGACAACAGCCAAAUCUGGGAAGUUCACAGUGGACCCACAUAGUCGCCGUUUGGUAAAUGCAAAGGCACCAUUUGUUAUUCGCAAAAUCCCCCUCUCGUUUGCAUUCUUACCCCAUGCUCCUAUUCUUUGCAUCCCUUUUUUUUUUUUUUUUUUUUUUACCUGAGCAUGCUCACUUUUUUUGUUAAGACGAUCACCGUUUUAUUCAUUUUUUAUCAAACCAUUGUAAUAUAAUAAAUUUGGGGGGGGGUCCACUGUACAACAAUUUUUCAAUUUGUUAAGAACGUACCGUAUAUGGUGGAGCGAAAAAAUGCUUGUGCUAUCUGUUAAAGUGUUGAAAAAUAACCGUUUUGCCACAAAUCUUCUAAAAAAAUGGCAAUUUUGAAGAAAGAAAGCCAUAUGUCGGUACUUUUUGUUUGGGUGGGGCCCCGUGGCCUCAAGUUUGACACCAGUGCCAUAACGUCACCAAAGUUUUUGAUUUUUUUUUUUGGGGGGGGGAGGGCUUUCUGACAACAACACUGAUGCUCAAGCUUCCAUCAUCUUUGUUGAAACGGCACGUUCUGCUCGCUGAGAUGUUGCCAGGACCACUGCCCCGCCGCCCGCCCCCCACCUGCCCCUUUGUCUGGGUGUUGGUGACCUGUUGCAGCAACAGGAAGUAGCAGCUUUUGCCCUCUCUGGUUGAUUGGCGCAUCCUCAAUGCGCAGGACGACUUUUGGUCGGGACUACAGCAGCGUCAUCUUCCCAUGAAGUUAGUCGUUGGAGAAAAAG